AUGAUUCUUUUGCUAUACGUGGAUGAUAUCAUUCUUACUGGUACUAGUGAUGAUGUUAUUCAAUCAAUGAUUUCUCAACUUACUACUGAGUUUGACAUGAAGGAUUUGGGCAUUCUCCAUUUUUUUCUCGGGUUGCAGAUUGAGUAUCAACCUCAAGGCUUAUUUGUUCAUCAAUCCACAUAUGUGAAGGCAUUGUUGCACAAAGCAAAUAUGUUGGAUUGCAAGCCAUGUCUUACUCCCUGUCAUCCAUAUCAGAAAUUACUUUCACAUGGUAGUUCUUCGGUUGUUGAUCCUGGUUCCUAUCGAAGUCUUGUAGGAGCUUUGCAGUAUCUUACUUUUACUCGCCCUGAUAUUGCUUUCUCAGUCAAUCAGGUUUGCCAAUUCAUGCACUCUCAUCUUGAGUCGCAUUUAGCUGCAGUAAAACGCAUCUUAAGAUAUCUGAAAGGUUCUAUACACUUGGGGCUCUGCUUUCGUCCUGGUUCCUUUCACUUACGAGCCUAUACAGAUGCUGAUUGGGCCGAUGACCCUAAUGAUCGUCGUUCUACUACUGGUUUUGUGAUUUUUCUCGGGUCUAAUCCAAUUUCCUGGAGCUCCAAGAUGCAGCAUACUGUGAGCCGGUCCUCUACUGAGGUUGAAUAUAGGGCCAUGGCCACUACUACUGCUGAGAUCGUUUGGAUUCAACAGUUGUUACAGAAUCUUCAUAUGCCGGUUCUCGACACUCUUUUGCUUCACUGUGAUAACAUCUCUGCAAUGGCUCUUGCUACGAAUCCUGUGUUUCACUCCAAGUCCAAGCAUAUUGAAAUAGAUUGUCACUUUGUGCGUGAAAGAGUUCAACGUGGUACUAUUUUGUUACAGUUUGUUAAUUCUGCAGAUCAAUAUGCUGAUGUUUUUACUAAAGGCCUUUGUUCUCCUCAGUUUCGUUUUAACUGUUCCAAUCUCAUGCUUGGUUGUUCUCAGCAAAAGUUUGAGGGAAGAUGA
Messenger RNA from Malus domestica (apple), 978 nucleotides. RefSeq lists its product as uncharacterized. The record is from RefSeq and is a predicted model, not a curated record. NCBI's taxonomy places the organism in Eukaryota, Viridiplantae, Streptophyta, Magnoliopsida, Rosales, Rosaceae.